Messenger RNA from Lentinula edodes (shiitake mushroom), 1044 nucleotides. RefSeq names its product NAD-P-binding protein. The record is from RefSeq and is a predicted model, not a curated record. Gene Ontology annotation, cellular component: intracellular anatomical structure. Lineage: Eukaryota; Fungi; Basidiomycota; Agaricomycetes; Agaricales; Omphalotaceae. The coding region runs from base 1 to 1044 and encodes 347 amino acids. The transcript is spliced from 7 exons. Gene Ontology annotation, molecular function: oxidoreductase activity, acting on NAD(P)H, oxygen as acceptor.
AUGCUCGAACGUCCCGCGAUAUCUAGUAAUCUCACAAGUCGCAAUGGCUCACCGUUGAGACCAGCUUUUUCGUCGACUGCUUCGUCUUUCAAGCCCGACAGUGCUAGUCUCGGUGACGACGUCCAUCCUAUCAUCAAUGAAGGUCGAGUUGCGGUAAUCACGGGCGCUGCCAGUGGUAUCGGUCGUGCUGCUGCACUUGAGCUGGCCAAACUCAAAUUAAAGAUUGCUAUCGCCGACGUUGAUGAAGCUAGACUUCAACAGGUCGGAAAAGAUGUGGCAGCUAUCGUUGGAGAUGCGAACGUCCUUGUUGUGCCAACCGAUGUCUCCAAGCUAGACCAGGUCGUGCACUUGAAGGAAAAAGUUUACGAGCUCUGGGGUGAGGAUUUUCCUGUAUCUCUGUUUACGAUACUCAUCUUUGAACAGGUUGCGGUUCUUAUGAACAACGCCGGUAUCGGUUUGAAAGGUACCUCCUGGGACGGUAUCAACAACUGGAAGACCAUAUUUGAUGUGAACCUCUUUGGUAUUCUCAAUGUUCAACAAACGUUUGUCCCCUUCAUGCUCCAUCAAGAGAAUCAAGGCAUGAUCAUCAACACGGGGUCAAAGCAAGGCAUAACUAAUCCUCCCGGGAAUGCAGCAUACAAUGCUUCCAAAGCUGCAGUCAAAUCCCUCACUGAAAGUCUGGCCCACGAGCUGAGGGAAAGACCAAACUCUAACGUCACGGCCCAUCUAUUCAUACCGGGUUGGACAUAUACAAACCUCACAGGUGCUCUCACCCAGGCGGAAAAACCUGCGGGAGCGUGGACCGCGGAGGAAACUGUACUCUACAUGCUUGACAAAGUUCGUGCUGGGGACUUCUAUGUUCUAGUACCCGAUAAUGAAACAAGGCGGGAGUUGGAUGAGCUCAGGAUUAUGUGGGCCGCCGGUGAUAUUGCAGAAGGUAGGCCAGCGUUGAGUAGGUGGCACAAGGAUUACAAGGCCUUGUUUGAGGAGUAUGUGAGAGAUGGAAUGACUGGUGUUGGAGCUGGGAGUGAACGGUCGUUCUAA